AUGCCGCCCAGGCUUCGGAGUCCCACUGUCAUGGAGUCCUUCAAGAUCGAAGCUGUCAUCAGAAAGAAGCACCACAUGGCGGAGAGUCCUGUUUGGGAAGAGAAGACAGGGCAACUGGUCUAUGUGGACAUCAAUGCCCAGACUGUGUGCCGCUGGGACCCAGGCAGCGGCGAGGUGCAAACAGUGGGCCUGAGCAACCGUGUUGGCUGUGUGGCCCUGCGAGGGAAGGGGGCCUACGUGGUGGCCGCUGGCACCUGCCUAGGCUUCCUGGACUGGGAGACACAGCAAGUGCAGUGGACAGCCCGGCUGGACCAGGACAAGCCCCACAAUAGGUUCAAUGAUGGCAAGGUGGACCCCGCCGGGAGAUUUGUGGCAGGCACCAUGCCAGAGGAAUCAGCCCCUGGGGUGUGGGAGCCUGGCCAGGGGUCCCUGUACACUCUCUAUGCUGACCACUCGGUGGUCAGAUACCUGCAUGGACUGGGAAUUCCCAACGGAUUGGAUUGGUCCCUGGACCACAGAACCUUCUACCACGUUGACAGCCUGGAUCGCUGUAUUCGAGCCUACGACUACCACGUGGAAACAGGAGGAAUUGCCAACCCAAGGCUGCUAUACCAGUUGCCAAAGGAAGAGGGUAUGCCGGAUGGGAUGUGCGUGGAUACCACGGGGAAACUCUGGGUAGCCUGCAUCGAUGGAGGCCAGGUCAUUCGUCUGGACCCUGAGACAGGAACUCGACUGUUAACCGUGAAGUUGCCUGUGUCCAGAGUUACGUCCUGCUGCUUUGGGGGGCCCCGCUACACGGACCUGUACGUGACAUCCGCAUCAGAUGGCCUCAGCCCACAGCAGCAGUCCCAGGAGCCUCAGGCAGGACACGUCUUCAAGGUCACAGGCCUUGGAGCUACAGGGAUUGCACCUCACCCCUUUGCAGGCUGAGCCAGCCCCUCCCACACAGC
This is a messenger RNA of Sorex araneus (European shrew), 950 nucleotides long. RefSeq names its product regucalcin-like. Bases 1 to 930 code for a protein of 309 amino acids. NCBI's taxonomy places the organism in Eukaryota, Metazoa, Chordata, Mammalia, Eulipotyphla, Soricidae. Gene Ontology annotation, molecular function: calcium ion binding; enzyme regulator activity; gluconolactonase activity. The record is from RefSeq and is a predicted model, not a curated record. The transcript has 8 exons. Gene Ontology annotation, biological process: L-ascorbic acid biosynthetic process.